Molecule: messenger RNA, 3475 nt
Organism: Bubalus bubalis (water buffalo)
Lineage: Eukaryota; Metazoa; Chordata; Mammalia; Artiodactyla; Bovidae
Gene: MALT1
Product: MALT1 paracaspase
Exons: 18
Coding region: 151-2766 (871 amino acids)
Biological process (GO): proteolysis
Molecular function (GO): cysteine-type endopeptidase activity
Source: RefSeq, a predicted model, not a curated record
GGGGGCGCCGCUGGCCAGUAGGGCUCCCUCAGGCAAACCGGUCUCGGCGGGGCGGGCAGCGGCGCUUCCUCCUCAGAGCUCCGCUCAGCGCCCUCCGCCUCGUCCUUCCGCCCCUGCCUCCGCAGCGCUGCGGCGAGCGGAAGGCGCGCGAUGCGGCCGGCGGGAGCCGCGGCCGGCUUGGGAUCGCCGGCGCGGGACCUGUCGCUGUGCGGGGAGCUGCUGCAGGCCCCGCCGCCCCUGACCUCGUCUCCGCCGACGGCCGCGCCCUCGGGGCCGCCGCUCCCCGCGGCAGCCGGCGCGACCCUCAGCCGCCUUCCGGAGCCGCUGCUACGGAGGCUCAGCGGGAGCUUGGACCGAGCGCCCGAGGGCCGGGGAUGGAGGAGGCUGGCCGAGGUGGCGGGGAGUCGGGGGCGCCUCCGGCUCAGUUGUCUCGACUUGGAGCAGUGUUCUCUCAAGGUCCUGGAGCCUGAAGGCAGCCCCAGCCUGUGUUUACUGAAGCUGCUGGCUGAGAAGGGCUGUACGGUCAUGGAGCUGAGCGACUUCCUGCAGGCCAUGGAGCACACCGAGGUCCUUCAGCUUCUCAGCCCCCCAGGAAUAAAGAUCACUGUAAACCCCGAAUCCAAGGCAGUCUUGGCAGGACAGUUUGUGAAGCUGUGUUGCCGGGCAACUGGACAUCCUUUUGUACAAUAUCAAUGGUUCAAAAUGAAUAAAGAGAUUCCAAAUGGAAACGCAUCUGAACUUGUUUUUAACACAGUGCAUGUAAAAGAUGCAGGCUUUUAUGUCUGUCGAGUUAAUAAUAAUUUCACCUUUGAAUUUAGCCAGUGGUCACAGCUGGAUGUUUGCGAUGUCACAGAAGUAACAGAAAGCUUCCAGAGCAGUUGGGAUGGCAUCUCUGAAUCCAAGUUGCAAAUCUGUGUUGAACCAAAGUCCCAAAAGCUGAUGCCUGGCAGCACGUUGAUCUUACAGUGUGUGGCUGUCGGAAGCCCCAUUCCUCAGUACCAGUGGUUCAAAAACGAUUCACGAUUAACACACGAGACAAAAAAGCUAUACAUGGUACCUUAUGUGGAUUUGGAGCAUCAAGGAACCUACUGGUGUCGUGUAUAUAAUGAUCGAGAGAGUCAAGACAGCAAGAAAGUAGACGUCAUCGUAGGAAGAACAGAUGAGGCAGUGGAAUGCACUGAAGAUGAAUUGACUAAUCUUGGGCAUCCUGAUAAUCAAGAGCAAACAGUUGACCAACCUUUGGCAAAGGACAAGGUUGCUCUUUUGAUAGGAAAUAUGAAUUAUUGGGAGCAUCCCAAGCUUAAAGCUCCUUUGGUGGAUGUGUAUGAAUUGACCAACUUGUUAAGACAGCUAGAUUUCAAAGUCGUCUCACUGUUGGAUCUUACUGAAUAUGAGAUGCGUAACGCCGUGGAUGAAUUUUUACUGCUUUUAGACAAAGGAGUCUAUGGGUGGUUGCAUUAUAUUUUGAAGUAUUGUGAAUAUCCCAAACACCAGACACAUCUGCUUCAAUGGCUAUUGUAUUACGCAGGACAUGGAUAUGAGAACUUCGGGAACAGCUUUAUGGUCCCUGUGGAUGCUCCAAAUCCGUAUAGGUCUGAAAACUGUCUGUGUGUACAGAAUAUACUGAAACUGAUGCAAGAAAAGGAAACGGGACUCAACGUGUUCCUGCUGGACAUGUGCAGAAAAAGAAACGACUAUGACGACACCAUCCCAAUCCUGGACGCCCUGAGAGUCACUGCCAACAUCGUCUUUGGAUACGCCACGUGUCAAGGAGCAGAAGCUUUUGAAAUACAGCAUUCUGGGUUGGCAAAUGGAAUCUUCAUGAAGUUUUUAAAGGAUAGGUUAUUAGAAGAAAAGAAAAUUACUGUGUUACUGGAUGAAGUUGCAGAAGAUAUGGGUAAAUGUCACCUUACCAAAGGCAAGCAGGCUCUAGAGAUUCGAAGUAGCUUAUCUGAGAAGAGAGCCCUCACUGACCCAAUCCAGGGAGCAGCACAUUCCGCAGAGUCUCUGGUGCGAAACCUCCAGUGGGCCAAGGCGCACGAGCUUCCAGAAAGUAUGUGUCUUAAAUUUCAGUGUGGUGUUCAGAUUCAAUUAGGAUUUGCAGCCGAGUUUUCCAACGUCAUGAUAAUCUAUACGAGUAUAGUCCACAAACCACCUGAUAUAUUAAUGUGCGAUGCCUAUGUUACUGACUUUCCACUUGAUCUAGAUAUUGAUCCCAAAGAUGCAAAUAAAGGGACCCCUGAAGAGACCGGCAGCUAUUUAGUAUCAAAGGAGCUUCCCAAGCACUGCCUGUACACUAGACUCAGCUCACUGCAGAAAUUAAAGGAGCAUCUGGUCUUCACAGUCUGUCUGUCGUAUCAGUACUCAGGACUGGAAGACACCGUAGAGGAAAAGCAGGAGGUGAACGUGGGAAAACCUCUCAUUGCUAAACUCGACAUUCACCGGGGCUCGGGGAGGAAGACGUGCUUCCAGACUUGCGUCAUGUGUAACGGCCCUUACCCCAGCUCUGCCGCCAGCGCCGCGGGGGCGGCCCGCUACCGCCCACCUCAGGACUCCUUCUCGGGGGCUUACCACUCCCACCUCAGUAACUCGAGCAACGUGAUGCAAUCAGAUGGCUGUCGCUGCAGUCGGACUGCGGACGCCUUCGUUUCAAGUCAUCACACCCACCAUUACUCGUGUCAGUUUGGCAGAAGCAACGUGCCAGUAGAGACGACGGAUGAAAUUCCAUUCACUUUCUCUGAUGGGCUUAGAAUUUCUGAAAAGUGACUUCUUUGUUCUUGAAAGUUCUCAUAAUUAAUAGAUGUCUCACCCAACAGUACUUACAUAAAGUGAGAUAUUAGGGGGAAAGCAAGUAGAUACACAUGUAGCAAGAGAAAAUUAGUUAACAGGCAUUUCAUGGCAAACUCAGGACUUUGAGAUGUUGGAAUUAUUUAACUACAGACCUCCUCUUAAGAUUUUGUGGAUGGGUUAAUUUGUUCUGUAAGUAUGAAGUAUGGACGUGUAUAUGUUUAUGUACAUAACAGUGUUUUCAUCUUGACCACUCUGAAGUAUGAACAGUGGGAACGGCAUUACUAUAGAAUAAGUCAUUGUAUUUUUAGAACCAGGAAAAGGACCUUGGUGAUGAUCAGGCUUCACCUAAUUUUUGUCAGUGGGAGAAACGCACCGAGGUGUCUUCUGUGAGUUGGAGCUGAGGCCGCCAGGUUUCUACUGCAGUGUUCAUUCCACUACACGUCGCCUUCCUGACAGCUUCUGAGACAGGCACGAUUUCUAUAGAUAGACUCAAAGACGUGUAAAUAAGAAUGUCUGUGUAUAAUCUAGGAGCACAUGAACUUUAGUUUGUGAUUACAGGACUUGGCUACAAAUACUAGUUAGGUUUGUAUAUAAAUCUUUGUAGAACGGGCUGAAAUGUCUUAUUUCUUACUUCUUAAGGUCAUGAAAGCACAUGAGAAGUAAUAAAAUGUUUUUCUAUGGUAAA